CGUGCGCGUGAUGCGGCGGCGGCCGACGUCCAUUUUUGUUUUUUCUGGCGCCUUUUUCAUCUCACAACACAACACAACAGUUGAAGGAGUUGCCUGCGAGCGAGACGCGGCGCUGAACCAAGACAAACAUUGCAAAAAAACAAAAAAAAAAAAAAACACAGAUUGUUUCAUAAACAUGUACGUGAGCUAUUUUUUUUUUAGUGAGGCAGAUAUAUUUACGACUGCGGCAAGUGUCACUUCAGGCUACGACGGUUCUUCAUCCAUAGAAACAAGAUAAUGAAAACCGUAGUGACAAGGUGGCAGUGGAAUGCAUCUAAAUAUGAUCCUUUUCACCAUCGAAAGUUCAGCAAUAAUCUCAAAUUGUCCUGAGAGAUGGUGGUGUCCAGGAACCUGAAUGACUCCACUGCUGCCACAGUGCUGUUUAUGAUGGUGAGAGGAGGGGAGUGCUGGGCUGUUCCUUCUGAAGUCCACUAUCAUCCUCACUGUUUUGUACAUGUUCAGCUCAAGGUUGUUAUGACUGUAUAAGACAGCCAGCUGCUCAGCUUCUUGUCUGUAAGCAGACUCGUCACCAUCCUGGAUGAGGCCAAUGACUGUAGUGUUGUCUGCAAACGUCAGAAGCUUGACAGAGGGGUCUUUUGAAGUGCAGUCAUUUUUGUACAGUGAGAAGAGCAGUGGAGAGAGGACGCAACCCUGAGGAACACCGGUACUGAUAAUGAGAGUCCUGGAUGUGAGUUUUCCCAGUCUUGCUAGCUGUUAGAAAGCUGGUGAUCCACGGACAGAUUGGGGGGUUAGUUUGGAUGAUAGAAGAUCAGGCAUGAUGGUAUUGAAAGCCGAACUGAAUUCCACAAAAUAAGAUCCUUGCAUGUCCCAGGUCUGUCGAGAUUGUUGCAGGAUGUAGUGCAGUCCAAUGUUGACUGCAUCAUCCACAGACCUGUUUGCUCUGUAGGCAAACUGCAGGGGAUCCAGCAGGGGUCCACUGAUGUUCUUCAGUCCCUUUCACGGCUCUGACACAAGAACCCUCUACAGACGAGUGUCAAGGACAAUCCAGCUGUCAAGUAUUUAAGGCUCUACACAAAGGCUCUGAUUCCAGGCUCAAAGCUGGAGAUAAUACGUUUGGAAGCAGAUUAAAGAGGGGUUAACAGCGAGUGAUUAGCUGCUUUAUCUGCACUGGGCGGCAGAUUAACUGCCAUCGCUAACGCAGAACCACACUACAGGGUGAAAAGGAUGAUCCGAAUUAGCCAGGUUUUGGUGCUGGAAAUGAGAUUAAGUGAAUUGUGUGUCUUGCACUGUACAAAUGUAGUUUUGCGUGUGUUGAAUCUGUUUGUCAUGUAUGUGUGUGCCUGCACAAGAGCCUGUGUGUUUGGUAGAUGACAACAAACCUCAAAUCCUUCCAUUAGGACCAUUUGGGAGGAGCAAAAUGCUAUCUUCUGGAUCCCUAUAAAAGAGGGAUCACUUGGCAAUAAUUUGAGGGAGCCUUCAUCUGGUGAUCAACGAAGAGAGAAUUUACAUCUCUUUUUGACUCUUUUUGCGAUGCUGCAGUAAUCUACAAAAGGAAAUAACACUUUAAACUUUAAGGUGUUACAGCAUUCUCUGUAAACUGGUUGCCAGUUUCAAGCAAGAUGAAGGGAAUACCCGAGUUUCAGGAAGACUUCUACAUCCCCAUCCCUUUAGAUACCAACAACAUCUCAGCUUACAGCCCUUUCCUGGUCCCCCAGGACCACCUGGGUCACCAUGGCGUGUACAUGGCAAUGGCUGCCUUCACAUUCUUCCUUUUUGUCGGAGGGACUUCAAUCAACGCCCUUACCAUUGUUUGCACAAUUCAAUUCAAGAAACUCAGAUCUCACCUUAACUAUAUUCUUGUGAACCUUGCCGUUGCCAACCUGUGGGUAUCCCUUUUUGGUUCCUCGAUAGCAUGCUAUUCCUUCUGGAAUAGGUACUUUAUUCUUGGGCCGACAGCAUGUAAAAUUGAGGGCUUCAAUUCAACACUUGGAGGAAUGGUGAGUUUGUGGUCUCUUGCUGUGGUGGCUGUUGAAAGGUGGCUGGUCAUUUGCAAACCCCUUGGGAACUUUACUUUCAAGACCCAUCAUGCCAUACUUGGCUGCAUAUUUCCUUGGAUUUUUGCAUUGGCAGCUUCACUCCCUCCACUGUUUGGCUGGAGCCGGUACAUACCUGAAGGUUUGCAGUGCUCUUGUGGACCUGACUGGUAUACGAUUAACAACAAAUACAACAACGAAUCCUAUGUCAUGUUUUUGUUCUGCUUCUGCUUUGCGGUUCCUUUCGGCGCCAUUGUGUUCUGUUAUGGUCAGCUGCUCAUCACACUCAAAUUAGCAGCCAAAGCUCAAGCAGAUUCAGCUUCGACUCAGAAGGCAGAGAGGGAGGUGACAAAGAUGGUGGUGGUGAUGGUGUUCGGAUUCUUGGUGUGCUGGGGACCAUAUGCUACCUUUUCUCUGUGGAUGGUUUCCCACCGUGGUGAAGCAUUUGACCUGAGAAUGGCAACCAUACCAUCCUGCCUUAGUAAAGGCUCUGCAGUGUACAAUCCGGUCAUCUAUGUCCUAAUGAACAAACAGGUAUAG
Molecule: messenger RNA, 2573 nt
Organism: Megalobrama amblycephala (Wuchang bream)
Lineage: Eukaryota; Metazoa; Chordata; Actinopteri; Cypriniformes; Xenocyprididae
Gene: opn1sw2
Product: opsin 1 (cone pigments), short-wave-sensitive 2
Exons: 7
Coding region: 1620-2573 (317 amino acids)
Biological process (GO): visual perception; G protein-coupled receptor signaling pathway; phototransduction
Cellular component (GO): membrane; photoreceptor outer segment
Molecular function (GO): G protein-coupled receptor activity
Source: RefSeq, a predicted model, not a curated record